Messenger RNA from Aspergillus chevalieri, 999 nucleotides. RefSeq lists its product as uncharacterized. The transcript is spliced from 2 exons. NCBI's taxonomy places the organism in Eukaryota, Fungi, Ascomycota, Eurotiomycetes, Eurotiales, Aspergillaceae. Bases 1 to 999 code for a protein of 332 amino acids. The record is from RefSeq and is a predicted model, not a curated record.
AUGCCCACCCACAACAUCUGCCCAGAUGGUGACACAACCCUAACCCUCACAACAACCAACCCCCCCACCAAACUCCUUGUCUCUUCCCACCACCUCAUCCACGCAUCUCCCUAUUACCGAGCCCUACUAACCGGACCAUUCAGAGAAGCCUCCAUCCUCCGUGCCAACGGCACCGUCAACAUCACCCUCACCGACGAUAACACCGCCGCAAUGAUUGCCGUGAUGAACGCGGUACACGGACGCUUCUUCUCCGUUCCAGGGAGGAAGAUCAAGCUCGAAUUGCUGAAGGAUAUCGCGGUUGUCGUGGAUAAGUAUGAGCUAUUUGAGAGCGUGAGUACAAUGUUGCAUACGUGGGCUAGUACAGUGAGGGUUGGAAAUCCGAGGGCAUCGCUGAUGGAUGUGGCGAAGUGGUUGUUGUGCGUGACUUGGGCGUUUAAUAUGAGUGAUGCGUUUCGGUUUGCGACGAAGGAAUUGGUGUUGGAUACGGGAAUGAAUGUGGAGGUGGAGGGGACUUGUGUGCCGUUGAAUGUUGGUGCGAGAAUAACAAGACGAAGAGCAGCUCUCCUGCAAACCGUACGCUCUAGGAUACAACGCUUCCGUGAUGCCGAAUACCGGCAUUCAGCCGUCUGCACUGUCUACUGCGAUGACCUGGUGCACGAGAAGCUCGAUGAAAUCCUGGGACUACUUAGUAAAGGGCCCAGGUCUGGAGUGAAGCCCCGCAUCAUCCGCAAGAUGGUUCACGAUUUGUAUGAGCACCGGAUGGACGGCCACCAGGUUAUUGAGAACUGCGCGAACAGGUACGUCUAUGUCCCGCCGCUGUGUAUUAGGCUUUUGGAGGAUCUGGAUAUGGAUAUUGGGCGGGAGUUUGAUCGCGUGACCGGGAUGAUUCUGGGACGGUAUAAGGGGGAUGCCAAGAGGAGGGUUGACUGGAUGGGGGGUGAUGUCGGUCUUGAUGCGAAGGCGCUCUGGCCGUAUGGACAGCAUCCUGAAGCUUCGUAG